This is a messenger RNA of Heterocephalus glaber (naked mole-rat), 3193 nucleotides long. The record is from RefSeq and is a predicted model, not a curated record. Lineage: Eukaryota; Metazoa; Chordata; Mammalia; Rodentia; Bathyergidae.
UGUGAACAGGACCAAAUCCUACAAGCAGUACUUCAAAAGGGCAAUGCCUAUCGAGAGGCCCAUGGGAAGGAUGUAGUGGAAUAAAAGGUGUUUGCAUCCAUAGGGAAAGAUGCAGUCACUUUCCAUCACUGAGCCUCUGUAGGUUUGAGGCUCCUUUCUCAUGCCUCAGCUGGGAGUCAAGCAGAAAGUAGUUUGCCACCUCCCUCUUCUGCACUGAGGUCUGUCACUUCGCUCUUCCCAAGAGUGCCAAUUCUCCCUUCAGAUUUUUCCUGGGUGCCGGAAAUCCACCUCCCUUCUUCUUCUCUUCCAAGUUGCUAUACUUCCAAGUCCUUAUCCUCCAGUGUCUGGACUCCGAAUCUUGCAGAGGCUGAUUUGCUGCUGGUCAGCACUCUGACAUCUUCCUAGAAGUCCUCUAUAUUUUUCUUAAAUAUUUAUUUUAAAAUCCGUUCUGAAUUGAUCCAUUAUAUGAUGUUGAUAACGAUUGAAGUUUUUCCUCUUUUUUUCAGGAUGACUAAGCAAAAGUUCUUGAUUUGCUGAAAAUGUUUUUGCUUUCGCUCCACACACUCUCACGUCUUAACUUCUCCUCCAGGUUAAUACUGCCUUACCCAUCAAAUAUGCUGAGAAUCCUCUUCAUCUCUUCCUUCCUGAGAUCUUCACAAUCCCACAAGAGCACAAAACCAUAGUUACUUUUGGUGUCAACUCUCUACAAGAGCCGUGUUUCUCAGAGGAAUAACUGUCAUCACAACUUCAGACAUUUUAGAGGAAAUGACAAAAGAGCUUCGAUGGAUUUGGCCAUAGGAAUGAUCUUCUUGUCACAGACUUCCAUUGGAAUCCUAGGAAAUUCCUUUCUUCUUUGUCAUUAUUUUUUACUUUACUACAAAAAAAGCAGGUUAAGGUCCACAGAUUUGAUUCUCAGGCACAUGUUUAUAGCCAACUCUUUCAUUAUUCUUUCUAAAGGACUACCUCACACAAUGGCAGCCUUUGGGUUUAAAAAUUUUUUCAAUGAGAUUGGUUGCACUUUUAUCUUGUAUAUCCGCAGAAUAGGUAGAGGUAUGUCAAUUGGUACCAUCUGCCUCUUGAGUGUAUUUCAGAGAAUCACAAUAAGCCCCAUGAACUCUUGUUGGAAAGAUCUUAAAGUAAAAGCUCAAAAGUACAUAGGCUUCCUCAUUAUCUCUUGCUGGACCCUACAGAUGGUGGUCAAUUUAAUUUUUCCUCUGUAUGGAUUGUACAUGUCUGGAGAGCAGUAUGGCAGAAACAUCACAAAGAAAAAAGAUGUGGGACACUGUCAAAUUGUAGACUACGGGACAGUCCUGGACUUAGUCUAUACAGCAUUAAUAUCAUUCCCAGAAUUUUUUUUUUCUGUGCUCAUGAUCUGGACCAGUGGCUCUAUGGUUUUCAUUCUGUACAGACACAAGUGGCAGGUCCAACACAUUCAUAUCACAAAUGCUUCCCUCAAAUGCCCUGAGGCCAGAGCCACCCAAAGCAUCCUUCUUCUGGUGAUCACCUUUGUAUCUUUUUACACACUCUCCUCCAUCUUUCACCUUUCCAUAGCUCUUUUCUAUAAUCACAGUUUUUGGUUGAUGACCACAUCUGCAUUAAUUUCUGUGUUUUCCGACUAUUAGUCCCUUUUUUGUCAUGAGCCAAGAUUCCUCUAUAUCCAGGAUCUUCUUUGUAGGGGUAAGAAACAAAAUCCCUUCCAAUCUUGUCAGAAAUAUAUAAAUUAUAUGUAUUGGCAGCACUUCCAGUUGUUUAUUCCUCAUUGCUUUUUAAGAGGUAACACAGAAAUGCAAGGACAGGCCAUGCAUUUUUCCAUAGGUCAACUAAUGGGUAUUUCAGCUUGGUGAAUGCCAGACUUAACAUGGGAAUAAUGGGCAUGAGAAGAGCAGAUGAGCUCAAUUCUGGUGCACAGCUAUCUGCCCAUAGCUAUCUGAAUCAAAUGCUUCUGGAGGCAAUUUAAAUGGAUUUAGUCCUAGUAGAUGUAUUGAUUAAUCAAAAUAUUUUACUAAAUCCCUUGGUUAUGGAAACCUUUGACAAAUGUGAAUACAAUAAAGAAAUGGGUAGAAAACUCCAUUGAAAGACAAUUCUCUAUGUAUUUCCUGUAUCUAAUGGGCAGAUGCAUGUGCAGAUCUUGCCUUUUACUGUUUUUCAUGGUUGUCCAGAUGAAGAAAGUGUCUUGGAUGAUAGGGAAAAUGUCAAUAUUUAACUCAGAAAGUGUAUUUGCUUACUAUAUAUGGAAACAAAACUCCAGCACAGCAAGAGCAAUAUCCAACAUGACGAGAAUUUUUGGAGACCCACAGAAAAAGUGAUGCAACAAAAGUCUCCAUAUCCUCAAGAUCCAUCAAAAAAGUCCUUAGAAUGAAGUAGAAAACUUUCUUUCAAAAGUUGAACAAGGACAUGGAUCAUGUAGGGGCUUCACUUAACAUAUCAUGGUUGUUGUCUGCUGAUGUUCUGGUAACUACUUUCUUUUAAAACACCUUCUUCAUAACUCAGUGCCAAAGCAUCUCUUCCCAUUGACCAUGCCCAAAAUAACCUGCCUGCCUUUUUGCCUCACUGCCUCAUUCCCAGACUGCAGCUAUUCUUAUUCUUAUGGACUCCUUAUGGUGUCCAGGUGUUAGGUACUCUGGUGAGGACAGAAGGAGCACCUGGGUGUAUUUGCUCCCUGUGCCACAAAUAUCCAGAAUAAGAAUGCUGUCCAUACCGAAAGCACAGAUGACAGAAGAGGAUGAAAUGAGGAGAGAAUGAAGGGAAGAAUGUGGAAACGGGACCUCCUGAUCCAGAGGGAGAAUCUGCAUUAGACACAGAUGAAGCAGAAAUCUUUGAUCUGCCUGUUUUGCAUUCAUAUGAAGCAUGGGGCUUCAUAUUCUACAGAGAAAAUAGCUUGCCUUAGCUCAUGGUUGGUGAGUUUGAGAGCACGCACUUGUAUCUUGUCAGUUCUUGAGGGUCCCCUCUCCAUCACAUGAUGGGAGAUAUUAUGGCAAGAGACAAAGAUCACAGGUUAGACAGAAAUCAAGAAAGGUAGAGGAUCCAGAGUUGUUCUUUUAUAACAACCCUCUCGUGACAACUCAACUGGACCCCAUAAGAGCUACCAUAAUCAGUAAGCCCAGGUGCCCCACAUGAUCUAAAACCCUGUCGGGAGCAAUGCUACAUAAUUUUAGGGAAAAAUCGUUUGAUUUGGCCUAGUUCUCCUGCCUAC